AUGAGCGAAUACGAAUUCACAACUGUUCCUGUCAAACGUCUUGGAGACUCUGGACUCAAGAUAUCCAAUGUGGUUGUUGGCUGCAUGGGGUUUGGGUCGAAGCAAUGGUUUGACUGGGUAGAGGACGACGAGGAGAAGAUCUUUGGGAUCUUAAAGAAGUGCUACGACCAUGGGAUCAGGACAUUUGAUACAGCAGACUGCUACUCCAACGGCAGGUCUGAGGAGAUUUUGGGCAGGUUUAUCAAGAAGUACAAUAUCAAGAGAGACAGAAUUGUGAUCUUGUCCAAGGGCUUUUUGUACGUCAACGAUGAGGACAUGGGCUGCAACUUCGGCAACUACCACAAGUAUCCUCAGAUCGACUCGAUCAACUCCAAGGGCUUGUCGAGAAAACACAUAUUGGAUGCUGCUGAGGCCUCUGCAAAGAGAUUGGGCACAUACAUGGACGUGUACCAGAUCCACCGAUACGACCCAGAGACAACACCAAGGGAGAUUAUGAAGGCGCUCAACGACGUUGUGGAAAAGGGCUACGCCAGAUAUAUUGGAGCGUCGUCGAUGAAGGCAUACCAGUUCAUUGAACUCCAGUUUGUUGCUGAGCAGAACAAUUGGCACAAGUUCAUAUCGAUGCAGAACUACAACAACUUGUUGUACCGAGAGGAGGAAAGAGAGAUGAUUCCAUUCUGCCAAUCGCAUGGUGUGGGCAUUAUUCCAUGGUCGUCCAACGCCAGAGGUAUGCUCACUCGUCCCUACGAUCCCAAUCGCAAGACGUCGAGACAGGAGUCUGAGGCAGCAAUCAUGGAGUUGUUGUUUGGGAACAUGAAGCCUGAGAGCGACAUCGAGAUCAUCAAUCGAGUUGAGAAGUUGGCCAAGAAGAAGAAAGUGUCGAUGGCAUCAAUUUCAAUUGCCUGGUGUGUUGCAAAGGACUACUCGCCCAUUGUUGGGCUCAGCUCGGAGAGAAGAGUGGACGAUCUUGUUGUUGGAGCCAAUUUGAUAUUGUCUGAUGAGGAGGUUCAAUAUCUCGAGGAGCCCUAUCAAGCCAAGGAUUUCAUCAUCUUAUGA
Molecule: messenger RNA, 1056 nt
Organism: Ascoidea rubescens DSM 1968
Lineage: Eukaryota; Fungi; Ascomycota; Saccharomycetes; Ascoideales; Ascoideaceae
Product: aldo/keto reductase
Exons: 1
Coding region: 1-1056 (351 amino acids)
Source: RefSeq, a predicted model, not a curated record